This is a messenger RNA of Aspergillus fischeri NRRL 181, 1707 nucleotides long. Its product is annotated as flavin-containing monooxygenase. The coding region runs from base 1 to 1707 and encodes 568 amino acids. The transcript is spliced from 4 exons. NCBI's taxonomy places the organism in Eukaryota, Fungi, Ascomycota, Eurotiomycetes, Eurotiales, Aspergillaceae. The record is from RefSeq and is a predicted model, not a curated record. Gene Ontology annotation, molecular function: NADP binding; N,N-dimethylaniline monooxygenase activity; flavin adenine dinucleotide binding.
AUGGCGUUCGAAAAAUCAUGGCCAGAAUUCUCGUUGAGCAGUGGACAGCAGUUCACAAAUACCUCCGUGGUCAUCGUCGGAGCCGGCAUUGGAGGUAUGUGCGUUGCCAUUGAUUUGAUCAGACGCAAUCACUGCCGAGACUUUGUCAUUUUGGAGCAGUCGGCCGGGAUCGGUGGGACAUGGCACGCGAACACGUACCCGGGCUGCGCUGUCGACUUGCAGUCCAUUGUCUACAGCUACAGCUUUGCCCCCAACAGCAAUUGGAGCCGAGAUUUCCCAGGGCAGAGAGAAAUUCUGUCUUACCUGACCCGGGUGGCGCAGGACUACGGGCUGUACGAGCACAUCCGGUUCUGCUCCACGGCCGAAUCUGCGACCUGGGAUGACGAGCUGAAGAAGUGGAACACGAGCGCCACUUCCAACUACACGAUCUCUAGUGACUUUUUUGUCAGCGCUGUGGGCCAGCUAAGCCAACCAAAAUGGCCAGAAAUCGACGGUUUGGAAAGUUUCAAAGGGAAGAUUAUGCACAGUGCUGCAUGGGACUGGGCGUACGACUUGAAGGAUAGGAGAAUCGCCGUUGUAGGAAGUGGUUGUAGUGCUGUCCAGAUCGUACCUGAGCUCGCAAAAGUGGCGAAGAAGGUGACGGUUUUCCAAAGAACACCUCACUGGAUCGUACCUCGUGGGGACUACGAAAUCUCCAAUUUGAGGAAAACCCUUUACCGCUAUUUCCCUUUCUGGCAGCGGUACUGGCGCAGACGUUAUGUGGACCUCAACGAAACGGAAUACAUGUCUAACAACUUCGCCGAGCAUGAGGAAAACAUAAAGCUGAAACAAGCAGCUCUGGACAUGAUGCACGAGCAGCUGCCCAAUCAGCCGGAGCUGUGGGAAAAGCUAACACCCAAGUAUCCGGUGGGCUGUAAGCGGGUGGUUGUUUCGGAUUUCUUCUUCCCAGCUUUGAGCCGUUCCAAUGUUGAGCUUGAGGCGAAACCUAUUCAUAGCAUCAAUGACCAUACUGUACGUCUUAUCGGCACUGCGGGACAGGCAGAGGAUGCAGACUCCGACUACGAUCUCAUCGUGUUGGCCACCGGCUUUCGGGCCACCGACUUCCUGCAUCCCAUGAGGAUCUUCGGCCGGAACGGCCGUGCCUUGCAUGAGAUGUGGAAGGAUGGCGCUCAGGCCUACCAGGGCACCUGCGCUGACGACAUGCCCAAUUUCGGAAUCGUACUUGGACCCAACACUGCCUUGCUCCAUAACAGCUUCAUUCUGAUCAUCGAGGCCCAAAGCAGGUAUAUCAACGGCUUGAUCAAGCCGGUGCUGGAAGCCCGAAAGCAAGGAGGAUCACUGAUCCUGACGCCGCGGCCUGAAAAAACCGAGGAGUACAAUGCGAAGCUGCAACAUCGACUUAAAGACUUCGCCGUGAACAACUCGCAAUGCACUAAUUGGUACAAGACUGAGUCAGGGCGGAUCACUAAUCUCUGGCCAGGCAUGGUGCUGGAAUUCCAGGAGCUGAUGGAGCAAGUGAACUAUGGGGACUACGAAGCUGAAGGGUCUUCCAAAGACAUUGUACUAAAUCGACCUGUGCACAAGGUGGGCCGCGUUAUUGAAGAGGGUGGGGUUCUGGAGAAGAUCUCCUUGGUCAACAUUGUAGUGCUUGGCACAAGUGUGAUUGUUGGAGGAUUUUGGAUGCGCAGACUGAUCCCAUCCAUAUAA